Chelonus insularis is the source of this 1468-nucleotide messenger RNA. RefSeq lists its product as uncharacterized. The coding region runs from base 173 to 826 and encodes 217 amino acids. The record is from RefSeq and is a predicted model, not a curated record. The transcript is spliced from 5 exons. NCBI's taxonomy places the organism in Eukaryota, Metazoa, Arthropoda, Insecta, Hymenoptera, Braconidae.
GCACCCGGGAAUGUGGGCCGACUAUAUACUGGCUCAUCACGAUCGCUCGACAGUUCAUUCCUUCUUCGUAAUCCCCAAUCGUAAGGUUCUGCUCUUCAAAUCAGCAAUUUGUUGCCACUUCACACUUCCAAGAGAUAUCAACUAUUCUUUUGUGUUCAAUUAAUUUUAGACCAUGAAGUCUGCGCUGUUGCUGCUGGUGGUUGGGGUCGUGGCUGUAUCAGCACAAAGAAGACUUGCAUUACCAGAACCAAGAAGCUGUGCAAAUCGAAUCCGUCACGCCACAUACAGAGAUGCAAGAGGUGUUACCCACUCUUACUUCUUCAGUUGGGAGCAUCAGCCAACGAAAAAUAUGGAAGUAGAUUGGUUGGAUGCCCGAAAUAUUUGCCGCAGACAUUGUAUGGACACGGUAUCUCUGGAAACACCACAAGAGAAUGAAUUUAUCAAGCAAAGAAUAGCUCGAGGAUUCGUCAAAUACAUCUGGACAUCUGGACGUAAAUGUAACUUCAAUGGUUGUGACAGACCUGACCUUCAACCUCCAAACAUAAAUGGAUGGUUCUGGUCUGGAUCAGGAGCAAAAAUUGGGCCAACAACUCAACGCAAUACUGGAGACUGGAGUAACACUGGUGGAUUUGGUCAACCCCAACCAGACAACCGUGAAGCUGCUCAGGGCAAUGAUGAAUCUUGUCUUUCAAUCUUGAACCACUUCUACAAUGACGGAAUUAAAUGGCAUGAUGUAGCCUGUCAUCAUUUAAAACCCUUCGUUUGUGAAGAUAGUGAUGAGCUGCUCAACUUUGUAGCAUCUAGAAACCCAGGAAUUCGUCUGUAAUUAUUAAAUAAACUAAAUGAUUUAAUGCAUUUAAUACGUAAUAUUUAGAUAAAAAAUGAUGAUGAAAUGAAGAUAAUUGUGAAUUUUUUUUAUUUUAUUUGUACUUAUUAAAUCUAUCUAUACUUAACUAACCAUUUUUAUGAAGAAUACUAGAUUCCUGAUAAGAUUAUCGAAUUGAGUUACUGAAAAUGUAGUUGAAUAAUAAUUUCUUUGUGUGAAAUAUGUUAACCAGCAUCCAGUUCUCUUUUAAAAUAUUUUGCUCAUGAUACAGAUGUAUCUCACAUUUUACUGGAGUUAAAUUUCUCUUUACAUGCCUUGUUCUGUUUCUUCUUACGAUAGUAUCAUUAGUCAUAUAAAUAGUGUAUUGAUAGAAUAUAAAAUUUUGUAUUUUUCUUACAGAAAAUUUAAUAAAGUUAAUAAAUGUGACUUUAUGUGAAAAAUAAGAACAAAAUUUAAUUUUUCUUAAACAAUUUAUUGUCUUCAGUAAUCAAAAAUACUUUAGUUUACAUAGUUAUAAUACGUAAAAUAAGAUUAUGUUAAAUAAUACAAAAAAACUUCUAUAAAUUGACGCAAUUAUUUUUUUAAAAAAUAUGAAAGUUCGGUGUAAGAAACGAAUGUUAGUAUGCAAAAUAUCGAAUUCUC